Messenger RNA from Arabidopsis arenosa, 1205 nucleotides. The record is from the annotation of a GenBank genome assembly. Lineage: Eukaryota; Viridiplantae; Streptophyta; Magnoliopsida; Brassicales; Brassicaceae.
GAUUCUCUGUAGCUGUUAUAAAGGUUCUUUCUUCUCUGAUUUUGAGUGAUCUCUGUUACUUCUUCGCUGUUCAUUUUCAUGGAUCUUUGUGUUUCAAUUUCUGAAUUCACUCUUUGGUUGCUUAAUAGAUAUCUAAUUGCGAUGGCUUUUUUGAGUAAAUUCGGGAACAUAUUGAAGCAGACCACAAACAAGCAACUCAAUGCUCAGGUUUCUUUAUCAAGCCCUUCGCUUUUUCAAGCGAUAAGGUGCAUGUCAUCUUCUAAGCUCUUCAUUGGAGGCAUGGCUUAUAGCAUGGAUGAAGAUAGCUUAAGAGAAGCUUUCACCAAAUACGGUGAAGUGGUUGAAACUAGGGUUAUUUUGGAUCGUGAAACGGGUAGGUCGAGGGGAUUUGGAUUUGUUACAUUCACCUCUUCAGAGGCGGCCUCUAGUGCUAUCCAGGCUUUGGAUGGUCGGGAUCUCCAUGGCCGGGUUGUUAAAGUAAAUUAUGCAAAUGAUAGAACAAGUGGUGGUGGUUUUGGAGGUGGUGGCUACGGAGGCGGUGGUGGCGGUUAUGGUGGUGGUGGCUAUGGAGGAGGUGCCGGUGGCUAUGGAGGUGGUGCUGUUGGCGGCUAUGGAGGUGGUGCUGCUGGCUACGGAGGUAAUGCUGGUGGUGGCUACGGUGGUGGUGCUGGUGGCUACGGAGGUAAUGCUGGUGGUGGCUAUGGGAGCAGUGGUGCUGGUGGCUAUGGAGGUGAUGCUACCGGUCACGGAGUUGGUGGUGGAUAUGGUGCAAGCGGUGGCUUUGGAUCUAGCGGCAACACUUAUGGUGAGGGUUCCAGUGCAAGUGCAAGUGCAGGUGCUGUUGGUGACUAUAAUGGAAGUAGUGGUUAUGGUAGUGCCAAUACUUAUGGUAGCAGCAAUGGUGGAUUCGCUGGAGAUAGCCAGUUUGGAGGAAGCCCUGUUGGCAACAGUUCUCAGUUCGGUGGUGACAGUACUCAGUUUGCUGCUGGUGGCCAAUCUGGCAGUGAGGAUCAAUUUGGAAGCAUGGAGAAAAGUGAGAAUGGACCAAUAGGUGGAGAUUUCGAAGAUGACACUGAUGUUGCCAAAAGAGCUUGAAUCAACUAGCAAAAGAAUAUUGUCAAGACUUUGUCUUUUCAUAUGAAAUCCUAUGAUUAGUAGUAGUAGCUAUUCUACAUUGCUUCCUGAAUUAAACACUUUAUCGAGAA